Aspergillus viridinutans is the source of this 1506-nucleotide messenger RNA. RefSeq lists its product as uncharacterized. Gene Ontology annotation, cellular component: cytosol. Bases 1 to 1506 code for a protein of 501 amino acids. The record is from RefSeq and is a predicted model, not a curated record. Lineage: Eukaryota; Fungi; Ascomycota; Eurotiomycetes; Eurotiales; Aspergillaceae. Gene Ontology annotation, molecular function: aldose reductase (NADPH) activity. The transcript has 10 exons.
AUGUCUCUAGGGCGUAAAUUCAAGCUCAAUUCUGGGUAUGAGAUCCCAGCUGUUGGUCUAGGAACCUGGCGAUCAGCGCCUCGCGAUGUAGAAGAUGCCGUUGCGACAGCUCUUCGCGUGGGAUACCGCCAUAUCGACUGUGCUGCGGUCUAUUUGAAUGAAGCCGAAGUAGGACUGGGAUGGAAGAAGUCCGGGGUUCCUCGCAAGGAAAUAUUUUUAACGAGCAAGCUGUGGAAUACGCACCAUCAUCCGAGCCAUGUCGAAGAAGCGCUCGACAGGACACUCAAGGAUCUACAGACGGAUUAUUUGGACUUGUACCUGAUCCACUGGCCCAUAUCAUUUACACAUACAGCCGAGACCUUCCAACCCGUUGACCCGGUCACAAAACGAUUCCGUUUAGUGGACAUUCCCAUCGGCGAUACUUGGGCAGCAUUGGAGAAGCUAGUCAAGGCUGGCAAGAUUCGAAGCAUUGGAGUCAGUAAUUUCACCAUCGAGAAGAUGGAGGAACUACUUAAGACAGCAGAGAUUCCUCCGGCGGUCAACCAGAUCGAGGCUCAUCCUUACCUCCUUCAGCCCAAGUUGUUUCGCUAUCUGAAAGAGAAUAAUAUUCUACCUGUUGCCUAUAGCCCUCUUGGCAACAAUAUCUUCGGUGCUCCUCGUGUUGUAGAUGACCCCGUCGUGAUCGAAAUAGCAAAAAGACUGGGCAAAGAUCCUGCGGGAUUGCUGAUCUCUUGGGCUGUCCAGCGUGGUUCCGCUGUUAUUCCAAAGAGUGUCACCCCAGCUCGGAUUGAGAGCAACUUUCAAGACUUCAUCAUUCCUGAUGCGGAAUUCGAAGCUCUCAACAACCUCGACCGCCAUCAGCGAUAUAGCUAUCCGUUCCGUUGGGGUGUGGAUGUGUUUGGGGAAUUGGGUGCUGAGGAAGCCGAGAGACGCGCAGAGGAGCAUGCAGCGAAGCUUAGGGCGGGCUCCGUCUUCCACGUUCACUCGGACAAUGGAAUCGAGACUGUGCUUGUACCCGAGUAUGCAAAUGAGCUUCGCGCUCACCAUGCCUUGAGCUUUGGCCGUGCCAUUACGCUGGAGUUCCACUCAGAUAUUCACGGAUUCGAACCUUUCAAUCAACUAGCCAGCAGCGAUGAGAUCUUCCAAGAUGCUAUCCAAAUGAAGCUGACCCAGAACCUGGGAAAUAUGACCAAGCCCCUCUCAGAUGAGACAUCGAUUGUCCUUGAAAAGCACUGGUCCAACGAUGCCAACUGGUAUGAAGUGGCGCUCAAGCCGAGCAUUCUUCAAAUGGUUGCCCAGCUCUCAUCAAAAGCCAUCCUUGGGGACAAGAUUUGUCGCAACCCAGACUGGCUACGUAUUACUGUUGGCUAUACCGUGGAUACCUUCUUAGCCGCUGAGGAUCUCCGACUCUGGCAAAGGUUGUUACGACCUAUUGUGGCCAACAUUUUGCCAUCCUGCCGUAAAUUCCGCCAGGAACAACGAAGAAGCAAGCGACGGAAAUCAUAA